Messenger RNA from Triplophysa rosa, 7867 nucleotides. Its product is annotated as dnaJ homolog subfamily C member 13-like. Gene Ontology annotation, biological process: endosome organization; regulation of early endosome to late endosome transport; receptor-mediated endocytosis. The coding region runs from base 172 to 6957 and encodes 2261 amino acids. The record is from RefSeq and is a predicted model, not a curated record. The transcript is spliced from 56 exons. NCBI's taxonomy places the organism in Eukaryota, Metazoa, Chordata, Actinopteri, Cypriniformes, Nemacheilidae. Gene Ontology annotation, cellular component: endosome membrane.
AGAAGGAAGAUGGCGGCGUCCUGAGAUUUCCUACAGAGGGAAGCGCAGUUGGCCAGUUUGGGCAUCAGUUUGGAAUUACUGAGCUGCAGCAGCCACGCAAAAAGGAGGGUGGGGGGCUGAGGGACAACACCGAAUCGCUUCUGAUAUCCUAGAUCCAGGCCCUGCCUGAAGAUGAACGUCCUCAAAGACAACAAAGACUUGGCCUGUUUUUACACAACCAAACACUCCUGGAGGGGGAAGUACAAACGUGUUUUCUCAGUGGGGACUCAUGGCAUCACCACAUACAAUCCCACCACGUUAGAAGUUACAAACCAGUGGCCUUAUGGAGACAUUUGCGGCAUUGCUCCGGUGGGUAAAGGUCAGGGCACGGAGUUUAACCUCACUUUCCGAAAAGGCAGCGGGAAGAAAUCGGAAACACUCAAGUUUUCCACAGAGCAUCGCACAGAGCUGCUAACAGAAGCACUGAGGUUCAGAACAGAUUUCUCUGAGGGAAAAAUUACUGGAAGACGCUACAAUUGCUAUAAGCAUCACUGGAGCGACACGCGGAAGGCGGUUUGUUUAGAGGUCACACCGGGAGGGAUCGAUCAGAUUGACCCCCAAACCAACCGGGUGAUCUGUUCCUAUGACUACCGCUGCGUCGAGGGCUUCGCCGAGGUCUCCGAUUACCAAGGCGGCUUCUGCAUUCUUUACGGAGGCUUUGGUAGACUGCAUCUUUUUGCAUCAGAGCACCGUGAGGAGAUCAUCCGCAGUGCUACCGAGCAUGCCGGCAACUUCAUCGGGAUCACGCUGCGUCUGCGUAAGGAGGUGCUGACUUUCGAGGGCUUCCUCACCGAGCGCUUGGGAAAGUACGGCUCAGACGAGUGCAUCACCUCGCUGACAGAGUUUAUCGUGCAGAAGGUCACGCCACGUCACGCGGAGCCGGUGAAGAGGCUUCUGGCCCUCACAGAGACGUGUCUGGUGGAGAGAGACCCUGCCUCAUAUAAUAUAGUCACUGUUAAGCCCUUUGGAGAGGUGUUUGCUCUGAUCUGCGAUUCAGAAAAUCCUCAGGUGUUCACGAUCGAGUUCAUCCGAGGACAAAUACGCAAGUACUGCUCCACAGAAAGGGACUCUCUGCUGGCGAGUCUGCUGGACAGCGUGAGAGCGUCUGGGAACAGGGAUGUGUGUGUUAAAAUGGUCCCCACUCAGCGAGGGCAGAGGUGGGGUCUGCUCAGCAUGCCCGUGGAUGAGGAGGUGGAGAGCCUACACCUCAGAUUCCUCGCUGCCCCACCCAAUUGUAAUUUUGCAGAUGCAGUGUUCAGAUUUAACGCCAACAUAUCUUACAGUGGAGUAUUACAUGCCGUCACUCAAGACGGUCUUUUCUCAGAGAACAAAGAGAAACUGAUCAACAAUGCCAUCCUGGCUCUCUUAUUUCAAGAUGCUGAGCUUCCAGGCCCAAACUCUGAGCUGGAGGCUCAUUUUCAGGCCAUCAGACGGCUGGUGGCCUCCAAAGCUGGAUUCCAGGCCUUCACACAGCUUCCAAAGUUUAGGGAGAAGCUGGGCGUAAAAACCGUCAAAGCACUCAAGAGAAACAACAACGGUGUGAUACACGCAGCAAUAGACAUGCUCUGUGCUUUGAUGUGUCCGAUGCAUGAUGACUAUGACCUGCGGCAGGAGCAACUGAACAAAGCCUCUCUCCUUUCCUCCAAGAAGUUUCUGGAGAACCUCCUGGAGAAGUUCAUCAGUAAUGUGGAUCACGGCUCAGGAGCUUUAGUGAUCAGCUCGCUGCUGGACUUCUUGACCUUUGCCCUCUGCGCCCCCUACAGCGAGACGACUGAGAGUCAACAGUUUGACAUGCUGCUGGAGAUGGUGGCGUCUAAUGGACGGACCCUCUUUAAGCUCUUCCAGCAUCCCUCCAUGGCCAUUGUUAAAGGAGCAGGUCUGAUCAUGAAGGCCAUCAUUGAGGAGGGAGAUAAGGAAAUAGCCACUAAGAUGCAGGAGCUGGCUCUAAGUGAAGGAACUUUACCCAGACACCUCCACACAUCGAUGUUCACCAUCAGCUCUGACCAGAGGAUGCUCACCAACAGACAGUUGAGUCGUCAUCUAGUGGGUUUGUGGACGGCGGAAAACCCCACCGCCUUAAACUUGCUCAAGAGAAUACUGCCCACCGGUCUAUUAGCAUACUUGGACAGCUCUGACCCAGUGCCAGAGAAGGACGUAGACAGGAUGCACAUACGUGACAAUGUCAAAAUUGCCACGGACCAGUUUGGAAGAAAUAAAGUGCCGGAGUGGCAGCGUAUAGCUGGAAAAGCUGCGAAAGAGGUGGAGAAGUUCGCUAAAGAGAAGGCAGAUAUAGUGUUCAUGCACUGGAGAGACAAAAUGGGCAUCGCUCAGAAAGAGCAGGACAGGAAUAACCUGAAUGCAAACCAAAAACCUGUCAUUCUGAGGAAGAGACGUCAGAGGAUCAAGAUCGAGGCCAACUGGGAGCUUUUUUACUACAAGUUUCAGAUCGAUCAUGCUCGCUCUAAUCUCAUCUGGAAUCUGAAGACCAGAGAGGAGCUGAGAGACGCUCUGGAGGGAGAGAUGCGCUCCUUCAGCGUGGACCGCGAGCUGGGCAGUGCUACCGUCAUCUCCUGGAACCACCAAGAGUUUGAGGUGAAAUACGAGUGCCUUUCGGAUGAGAUUAAAAUAGGAGAUUAUUACCUGCGUCUUCUGCUGGAGGAAGAUGAAAAUGAAGAGUCUGGUGCCAUCAAGAGAUCGUAUGAGUUCUUUAAUGAACUGUACCACCGGUUUCUAUUGACACCCAAAGUAGCUAUGAAGUGUUUGUGUCUGCAAGCUCUUUCUAUAGUCUAUGGGAAGUGCUGUGAGGAGAUCGGACCUUUUACAGACACCAAGUAUAUCGUAGGCAUGUUGGAUCGGUGUACAGAUAAGCUUGAGAGAGACAGACUCAUUCUAUUCCUCAACAAACUCAUUUUGAACAAGAAAAACGUGAAGGAAAUCCUGGACUCAAACGGAGUGCGUAUAUUAGUGGAUCUGCUGACCCUCGCGCACCUUCACACCAACAGAGCCACUGUACCACUACAGAGUAACGUGUUAGAGGCUGCGCCAGACAUGAAGAGAGAGAGCGAAAAGGAAUGGUACUUUGGUAACGCAGAUAAAGAACGGAGAGGACCUUACAGCUAUGAGGAGAUGCAAGAAUUCUGGAACUCGGGUACGCUGACGGCCAAGACGCGCUGCUGGGCUCAGGGAAUGGACGGUUGGCGCCCCCUGCAGGCCAUCCCUCAGCUGAAGUGGUGUCUGUUGGCCAGCGGACAGGCCGUGAUGAACGAGACUGACCUGGCCACUCUCAUCCUUAACAUGCUUAUCACCAUGUGCUCCUACUUUCCCAGCAGGGACCAAGAUAAUGCCAUUAUCAGGCCUUUACCAAAGGUGAAGAGACUUAUAAGUGACAACACCUGCCUGCCUCACAUUGUUCAGCUGCUCUUGACCUUUGACCCUAUCCUGGUGGAGAAAGUAGCCAAUCUGUUGUACCUGGUGAUGCAGGAUAACCCUAACCUACAGCGGCUCUACCUCACGGGAGUUUUCUUCUUCAUUAUGAUGUACACUGGCUCCAAUGUUCUGCCUGUCGCACGCUUCUUGAAAUACACUCACCUGAAACAAGCCUUUAAAUCAGAGGAGGCUAAAGGUCUGGACAUUGUUCAGAGAAGUGUGUUAGGCCCGAUCAUGCCAGAAGCCAUGGUGUGUUACUUGGAGAAUUACGAGGCUGAGCGAUUUUCUGAGAUUUUCUUGGGAGAGUUUGACACGCCCGAAGCCAUCUGGAGCAGUGAAAUGAGACGCAUGAUGAUCGAGAAAAUCGCAGCUCACCUGGCAGACUUCAGUCCUCGUCUGCAGAGUAACACUCGUGCUCUGUAUCAGUACUGUCCCAUCCCUGUGGUGAACUUCCCUCAGCUGGAUAAUGAGCUCUUCUGCAACAUCUAUUACCUCAGACACCUGUGUGAUGCCAACCGCUUCCCCAACUGGCCCAUUCGAGACUCUGUGAAGCUGUUGAAGGACACUCUGGAUGCAUGGAAGAGAGAGGUGGAGAAAAAGCCCCCCUCUAUGUCUGUGGAUGAUGCUUAUGAGGUGUUGAAUCUCCCUAAAGGACAGGGCCAGCAUGAAGAGAGUAAAAUAAGGAAAGCGUAUUUUAGAUUGGCCCAAAAAUACCAUCCAGACAAAAAUCCAGAAGGCAGGGACAUGUUUGAGAAGGUGAAUAAGGCGUACGAGUUCCUGUGCACUAAAUUGGCACGUAUUGUGGAUGGCCCUGACCCUGAGAACAUCAUCUUAAUACUCAAAGCCCAGAGCAUCCUCUUCAACAGACACAAACAGGAAUUGGAACCUUAUAAGUAUGCUGGUUACCCCAUGCUCAUUAAGACCAUCACCAUGGAAACAGGCGACGAGCAGCUCUUCUCCAAAACCUCACCAUUGUUACCGGCAGCCACCGAACUGGCCUUCCAUACCGUCAACUGCUCCGCCCUCAACGCAGAGGAGCUCCGGAGAGAAAAUGGCAUUGAGAUACUGAUGGAGGCUUUGUCUCGAUGUGUGGCUAUUCUUAUGGCUUCUAGCAAACCUGAAGACAUGGCAGUACAGGUGUGCGGGCACAUCUGCAGGUGCUAUAGUGUAGCUGCUCAGUUUGAAGAAUGCAGAGAAAAAAUAGUUGCGCUUCCGAACAUUAUCAGAGAUGUUUGUCACAUUCUUUACUAUGGCAAGGGAUUGCCACGUUUAGCUUCACUGACUGUUCAGUGCGUGAGCUCCUUCGCCAUAGACUUCUUCCUCCAGACGCACUUGUACCACGCCGGUGUUCUGUGGCACCUACUAGUCAACCUCUUCAACUAUGACUACACUUUAGAAGAGAGCGGAGUCCAGGCCAACCAGGAGACCAACCAGCAGGAGGUGGCCAACUGUCUGGCUAAGCUCAGCCUGGUGGCCCUCGGGCGGCUCGCAGGUUACAUCUCAGCGGUCAGCCCGGAGGACGGGCCUGCCGGAGAAGCUAAUGGUGGAGGAGCAGCGAAUCACCCUCCAGAGAAUCCUUCCAUCAGGAAGAGUCUGGCAGCCAUGUUGACUCCAUACAUCUCACGGAAACUGGGCAGCAACUCGCCGGCUGAUGUUCUGAAGUUGCUAAACAGCAACUCGGAGAACCCAUAUUUGAUCUGGAACAAUGGAACCAGAGCGGAGCUAAUGGAGUUCUUGGAAGCACAGCAAGAAAGCAACAUCAAGAGAAGCGAGUGUGAUAAGAGUUUUGGAGCAGAGUUCUUAUUCAGUGAACAUGGGAAGGAGCUGAUCGUGGGAGAGAUCUUUGUUCGAGUUUACAACGAGCAGCCGACGUUUCCUCUGGAGUAUCCAAAAGCAUUCGCAUCGAGUCUGUUGGAUUACGUUGGCUCCCAGGCCCAGUACCUGCACACUUUGCUGGCUAUGACACAGACUAAUAAAGUAGAGUCCCAGCAACACGCUCAGAGACUACGCUGGGCUGAGAUGGCUCUCGAAGCUCUGCGAAACGUCAUCAAAAAUAACCCAGGCUCUGAGACGGAGUGCGUUGGCCAUUUUAAGCUGCUUUUCUCCCUGCUGAGAGUUCAUGGAGCCGGCAAAGUUCAGCAACUUGCUUUAGAGGUUGUGAAUACUGUCACAUCAAAUCUGGACUGUGUUAUCAACAUCGCUGAAUCUCUGGUUCUGCCCAAUCUGCUGGUGCUGCUACACUCUUUACCAUCCAGCAGACAGCUGGUGCUGGAGACACUGUAUGCACUGACAUCCAAUACUAAGAUUGUUACAGAGGCCAUGAACAAAGGUGCAUUAAUCUACCUGUUGGAUCUAUUCUGUAACUCCACCCAUCCUCAGGUGCGCACCCAGACGGCAGAGCUUUUCUCCAAAAUGACUUCAGACAAGCUGGUGGGACCAAAGGUCCGUUUGACCCUGAUGCGUUUCCUGCCAGGCGUUUUCAUGGACGCCAUGCGGGAUAACCCAGAGGCCGCUGUGCACAUCUUCGAAGGAACACACGAGAAUCCCGAACUCAUCUGGAACGACAGCUCGAGAGAAACCGUCUCCACGACUGUCAGAGAAAUGAUGCUCGAGCAUUUCAAGCUGCAGAAGGAUAAUCCAGAUGUUAACUGGAAGUUGCCUGAAGACUUCUCAGUGCCGUAUGGAGCAGGUCAGGGAGAGCUGGAGGUUGGUGGAGUGUUUCUACGGAUCUUCAUCGCUCAGCCAGGAUGGGUGCUGCGCAAACCCAGAGAGUUCCUGGUGUCAUUACUAGAUACUCUCACCACACUUAUGGAGAAAAACAAUCCAAAUGGUGAGGCGCUGGAGACGGUUACCACGGCAGCAGUGUGCCUCUUUGGUACCCAGACCCAGCUGGCUGACCAAGUCCCUCCUCUCGGGCAUCUUCCACGUGUCAUAUCGGCGCUCAACCACAAAAACAACGCUGUGCCCAAAAGUGCCAUCAAACUCCUACACAUACUCUCAGACAAUGAGUUGUGCGUGCGGUCCAUGGCUGCUUUAGACGUCAUCGGUCCGUUGAUCACCGGGAUGAAGAUGAGAGCUGAUAUGGCAGGACUGGCCUGUGAGGCUCUUAACCGUAUGUUCCAGCGAGAGCAGACUGAACUGGUCGCACAGGCUCUCAGAGUAGACCUGGUGCCGUACCUCUUGAAACUGUUGGAGGGAAUAGGGUUGGAGACUCUUGAAAACCCCUCAGCAACCAAAGCUCAGAUCGUCAAAGCCCUUAAAUCCAUGACCCACAGUCUACAGUAUGGAGAACAGGUAAAUGAAAUCCUCUCUCGUUCCACCGUGUGGAGUGCCUUCAAAGACCAGAAACACGACCUCUUCAUCUCCGACUCCCAAACUGCAGGCUACCUGACGGGUUCAGGCGUGGCAGGUUAUCUAACAGCAGGCACCGGCUCCACGGUAAUGCCAAGUGUCCCACCACCCGUAGACAAUGACAUCGGAGACCUGGGAUGAAUCGGACAAAUAAAACAUCAGACUAACCCAGACACAGAUGAACCUGCUUCUCUGGAGUGGUGGCAUCCCUGAAAAAGAAGAGAAGAUGAACUAAAAGAUGGAAAGGAAAUAGCGGAGAAGGAUAAACGUUUCCGCAAUAUGCUGCCACCAAACUAUGAAAAUGUCCAGCACCCUCAACACAGCACUCGUGGUCUUUAGUGAUUCCUUCAUUUUAAUACUCAACCCUUCCUCCCUAAAUUCAUUUUAUUUUCAGUUGCACCUCAAACUUGAUUUCUUUCCAAGGAGAGUAAAAUAGUUUACUUUUGUAUGGAGAUAUUUGAUGCUUUUCUGAAUGCCUGACAUGUUGGCUCUGAUACGUUGUCUCUUUCCCUCGUCUGCCUGUAUCUCACAUUCAUGACCAGCCUCUGUUUGUCUUCAUCCUGUGAAUAAAUCGCAGCCCCCCCACACAAUCAUAAUUCCCCGUUUUUGUGUUUGUUAUGUAUUCUGAAGAACUCAAAGUGUGCUUAUGAACAGAUAGAAACUUGAUAAGGAACCUGUGAUUAUUUGUCAUAUGAAUACACGUGCACAUGUGAGUACCGCACUGGAUGCAAUCUGACCAUGUUUUCCUUAUCUGUCUUCUGUCUGUAAGACCCCAAUAUAAUUCCCCCCCAGCACUCCGGAAUGAUCAUUUUUCCUUACCUUCCCAGAAAGCACUAGACUAUUUAUUCCUAGUUGAAUAAAGACCAACCGAAGAUGAGCGUUAAAAGGACAAAUUGUACCGACUCUGAUUACCAAUGUAUGUGAAAGACUAGUGCAAUUGUGAAAUGUUAAAUGAAAUAUGACGUACAUAAACUUUCUAUAUUGAAUGUACAUUAUUGAAAAAAGAAAUCAGUUGCACUUGUACAUAACAUUUUAAAAAUAAAAGGGAAUC